This is a messenger RNA of Glycine soja, 2016 nucleotides long. Its product is annotated as aspartyl protease family protein 1-like. Gene Ontology annotation, molecular function: aspartic-type endopeptidase activity. The record is from RefSeq and is a predicted model, not a curated record. Gene Ontology annotation, biological process: proteolysis. The transcript has 10 exons. NCBI's taxonomy places the organism in Eukaryota, Viridiplantae, Streptophyta, Magnoliopsida, Fabales, Fabaceae. The coding region runs from base 233 to 1783 and encodes 516 amino acids.
AAUCCUCAACGUCCUCUCUUUCUUAAUUCUCAACACCCACACAACACCUCUCUACUUUUCUCAAUCAACACUGUUUGUUUGUGUCAAACACCAUAAACCAUUGUAUCUUUUUUCUUUGUUCUUUGUCUAGGUCUUGGCACUUUAUUAUUUUCCAUCAAAAAUAAAAAUUCAGAGCAGAAUAACAACAAUUCAGGAAAACAAAAAAACUCAGCCACAUAAUUUCCUUCAACUCAUGGCUUGUACUGAGCAUGGCCAUGGCUCUGUGUUGUUGGGUUUGGUGUUGUUGAGUUUAGCUGCUUCACAAAGUUGUUGUUAUGGUUUGAGCACAUUUGGGUUUGACAUACACCACAGGUUCUCGGAUCAGAUUAAGGGGAUGCUUGGCAUUGAUGAUGUUCCUCAAAAGGGAACUCCUCAAUACUAUGCUGUCAUGGCCCACAGAGAUCGCGUAUUCCGGGGCCGGAGACUCGCCGGCGCCGAUCACCACUCGCCUCUCACCUUCGCCGCCGGCAAUGACACUCACCAGAUUGCUUCCUCUGGAUUUUUGCAUUUUGCCAAUGUUUCGGUUGGGACACCACCUUUAUGGUUUUUGGUAGCGUUGGAUACAGGGAGUGACUUGUUUUGGUUACCUUGUGAUUGUAUCAGUUGUGUGCAUGGUGGUUUAAGGACAAGAACUGGAAAGAUACUUAAAUUUAAUACCUAUGAUCUUGAUAAGUCAUCCACAAGCAAUGAAGUUUCAUGCAACAAUAGCACCUUUUGUAGACAAAGACAACAGUGUCCUUCAGCUGGCAGCACUUGUCGAUAUCAAGUUGAUUAUCUUUCAAAUGAUACUUCAUCUAGGGGAUUCGUGGUAGAGGAUGUGUUGCACUUAAUUACAGAUGAUGAUCAAACAAAAGAUGCUGACACAAGAAUUGCUUUUGGUUGUGGCCAAGUUCAAACUGGUGUGUUUCUAAAUGGGGCAGCUCCAAAUGGCCUAUUUGGACUUGGAAUGGAUAAUAUAUCUGUUCCUAGCAUCCUAGCCAGAGAAGGGCUUAUUUCAAAUUCCUUUUCAAUGUGUUUUGGAUCUGACAGUGCUGGAAGAAUCACGUUCGGUGAUACUGGCAGCCCGGACCAACGAAAAACACCAUUCAACGUCAGGAAAUUGCAUCCAACUUAUAACAUCACCAUAACCAAAAUCAUUGUGGAAGAUAGUGUUGCUGAUCUUGAGUUUCAUGCAAUUUUCGACUCUGGUACCUCGUUUACAUACAUAAAUGACCCAGCUUAUACACGAAUUGGUGAGAUGUACAAUUCAAAAGUCAAAGCAAAGCGGCAUUCAUCUCAAUCACCUGAUUCUAAUAUCCCCUUUGAUUAUUGUUAUGACAUAAGUAUAAGCCAGACAAUUGAAGUUCCCUUUUUGAAUCUAACAAUGAAAGGUGGAGAUGAUUAUUAUGUCAUGGAUCCUAUAAUACAAGUUUCUAGUGAGGAGGAAGGAGAUCUUCUUUGUUUGGGAAUCCAGAAAAGUGACAGCGUGAAUAUCAUUGGACAAAACUUCAUGACUGGUUACAAAAUAGUCUUCGAUCGUGACAACAUGAAUCUUGGUUGGAAGGAAACUAAUUGUUCUGAUGAUGUGCUCUCAAAUACAUCCCCAAUUAACACACCAUCGCACUCUCCUGCUGUUUCUCCUGCUAUUGCUGUGAAUCCCGUGGCUAGAUCGAAUCCAUCAAUUAACCCACCUAAUCGAUCAUUCAUGAUCAAACCUACCUUUACAUUUGUGGUGGUCCUUUUGCCACUUAUAGCCAUUUUUUGAGCAUUCCUAUGCCCAUUCCAUCAUGUAUUAUUCAAAAUAAUAGUUUUUCUUCUUUUCCAUUUACUAACGAGAAGCAUUAUUGCUUCCCUUUUUUGUUUUUCAGUCAUAAUAGCCUCUGAUGGCCUUGUAUGUAAUGUAACCAACAUAGAGGUAAACUAGAGAAAGUUCAGUUCUUAUAUAAUACUCAUGUUUCUAAUUUUAAAGAUAAUGUACUAAGUUUAUCCUUGUAUUAA